Molecule: messenger RNA, 949 nt
Organism: Aspergillus steynii IBT 23096
Lineage: Eukaryota; Fungi; Ascomycota; Eurotiomycetes; Eurotiales; Aspergillaceae
Product: phosphoribosylaminoimidazolesuccinocarboxamide synthase
Exons: 3
Coding region: 47-949 (300 amino acids)
Biological process (GO): 'de novo' IMP biosynthetic process
Cellular component (GO): cytoplasm
Molecular function (GO): phosphoribosylaminoimidazolesuccinocarboxamide synthase activity
Source: RefSeq, a predicted model, not a curated record
CCGAUCGUCCCUCCACCUUCAUUCCACUCAAUUGCCUCCCCCCACCAUGUCGACGGCCCUCACCACCACUGACCUGCAAGGCGCCCUGCCGCUCAUUGCCCGCGGCAAGGUCCGCGACCUGUACGAAGUCGACGAAAAGACCCUGCUGUUCGUCGCGUCGGACCGCAUCUCCGCCUACGAUGUGAUCAUGGAGAAUGGCGUCCCCAACAAAGGCAUCCUCCUCACGCUGUGCACACAGCACUGGUUCCGGGUCCUCACGGCCGCCGUGCCCUCGCUGCGCACCCACUUCCUGACCCUCGACCUGCCCCCGCAAGUGCCCGAGUCGCUGCGCCCGACCCUCCAGAACCGCAGCAUGCAGGUGCGCAAGCUCAAGAUCCUGCCCCUCGAAGCCAUCGUCCGCGGCUACAUCACCGGCUCCGCCUGGAACGAGUACAAGAAGUCCGGCACCGUGCACGGCAUCCCCGUUGCGCCGGGUCUGCAGGAAAGUCAGGCCUUCCCGGAUGGUCCGAUCUAUACGCCGAGCACGAAGGCCGAGCAGGGUGAUCAUGAUGAGAAUAUUCAUCCGGAUCAGGCUGUGGCGAUUGUGGGCGAGACCUACGCCUCGAUCAUCGCCUCGUUGGCGGUGGAACUGUACAAGACGGCUCAUGCGUAUGCGCUGGAGCGCGGCGUGAUCAUCGCGGACACCAAGUUCGAGUUCGGACUGGACCUGGAGACGAAUGAGGUGGUGCUGGCGGACGAGGUGCUGACGCCGGACUCGUCGCGGUUCUGGCCCAAGGAUCUGUACGCCGUCGGACGGGGACAGCAGAGCUUCGACAAGCAGUAUCUGCGGGACUGGCUGGUGCGGGAAGGUCUGAAGGGCAAGGAGGGCGUUCGGAUGAGCGACGAGGUGGCGCAGAAGACGAGCGAGAAGUACAAGGAGGCGUGGGAGAAGUUGACGGGGGGAAACUAA